UGCUGUCGCUUUGCAAACUCACGUGCUCCUGCCACGAUCGAUGUGAUGACCGCCCCAGCAGCAGCAGCAGCGGAAGCCGCGGGCGCGAUGAGCCUGCUUGUGGCGCCAGUGACCGUGAAGGAGUUCUUUGACAAGUACUGGGAGAAGCAAGUGCUGCACGUGUCUGACAGUGUCGUGUUUCCACCCAUGGAGCACGAGAGCACCAAACGGACCAAGAAAAACAAAAAGGACAAGAAGAAGAAGGACAAAAAGGACAAGAAGAAGAAGGACGAGACGAAGAACACGCACAGUAACAAAGGCAACAACAGCAAGGGCAACAAGGACACGAAACAACAGGAUGGGCACGAUCUCGGGGCGUUUCAGCAAGCUGAGGACACACAGGAGCCGAGGGUUGACGUUGUGGAUCGCAAGGAGCUGCUGUCGCGUCUCUUCUCCUUGGAGUACCUGGAGCAGAUCAUCAACAACGAGGAGGUCCACUAUGGCGAGGACCUCAACGUGUGCCGCUGUGUGGACGGCAAGAAGCAGAGCCUCAACCCAACAGGCAAGCGGAGCAAUGGCAAGGGCCAAAGCGAUGCGGCUGCGAACGCAGACGAUGUCGCUGACGACGAGGACGACGACGACGAAGGCGAUGAUGAUGACGGUGAGGAUGGCGACGAGGACGAGCUUGUUCGCGUCAAGUGGGCUGAAGUGGAUGCUGCAUUGAAAGAUGGCUGCACCAUCCAGUUCCACCAGCCACAGCGGUUCAUGCUGGAGCUGCAGGAUGUCAUGACCACGCUCGAGUCCACGUUUGGCUGCCUUGUCGGUGCCAACGUCUACAUCACCCCGCCAAACUCACAGGGCCUGGCACCACACCACGACGACAUUGAGGCGUUUGUGCUGCAGGUGGAGGGAAGCAAGCACUGGAAGCUGUACAACCCUGUCGAGCAGCUCGCCUCGUCAUACAGCCCCGAUCUGCCACGCACCGCCAUUGGCGAUCCCAUAUACGACGGCAUCAUCAACGCCGGGGAUGUGCUGUACUUCCCACGUGGGCAGGUACACGAAGCACAGACAACCGACACCCUCUCCAUACACGUCACCAUCAGCACGUACCAGCGCUGGACAUAUGGUCACCUCCUGCAGAAGGCCCUGCCGUCCUGCCUCGAAGGUGCGUUGUCGCGUGUGCUCGAUCUGCGACGGGGGCUGCCACUCGAUCUCCUCAAAUCGUCUGGCUUCGCUCUCAGUCCGCCCCUCAAUCCGGCUCUCAAGGACACGCUGCGGGCGCUGCUGCAGCGUGACGACGUGUUGGAGGCGAUUAUGUCCGGAAUGCCGCGCGCAAUUGACGCAUUUGCAAUGGAUUUCAUGACGCACAGGCUACCCAACAGGCCCGUCAACCCACCCAUGAUGGUGGAGGGCGGUGAUGGUGGCGAGGACGUGACAAUGAUGAGGAUGAUGAUGGGUGAGGAGGAAGACAAGGAUGAAGAAGAGUGGAAGGGGAGAGACAAAACGGAUGAUGAGGGGACUGAGGGUGAUGCUGCUGAGAGGCAAAACAAGAGCACGCGGCGCAACAACAAGCGUCGCAAUGACCAACAGCAACACGGCAGUGGUAAUGAUGAUGACGAUGAUGAUGAUGAGGGUGAUGAUGAGGGUGAUGAUGAGGACGAGGAUGAUGAGGGCGAUGAUGAGGACGAGGGCGAUGAUGAGAUGACGAUGGAGGAGAUGAUGGCGAUGGCAGGUGACGAUGAGUUGUCGACUGUCCUGUCUGACCCGAGCGUGCGUGUGCGUCUGACGGAUUUGAACUGCUGCCGCCUAGUUGACGGCGUUGACGAAUCCAUGCAAGCGGAUGGAAUUGACCCGCGGAAGUUUGUGCUGUUUGUGCACAGCAACAACAACAGCGCAGACACGCACAUGAUGGGCUACGACUCGGAGGACGAAGACGACGAAGGCGGUGAUGGCGAGUGGAGCGCUGCACUCGCUGAUGCUGCUGCUGACGAUGAUGAUGAUGAUGAUGACGAUGACGAUGACGAUGAUGAUGAUGAUGAUGAGGAGGAGGAGGAGGAGGAGGAGGAGGAAGUGGCCGUGGUGGUGGCGACGAAGAAAAGCAGCAGGAAGAGCAAGGGCGCCAAACGCAAAGCAGCAGCAACAACAACAGCAACAACAACAUCAACUCGUGACGACGACGGUGACGACGAUGGUGAGGACGAAGAAGGGGAGGAGCCCGCUCGCAAGCGCGCAGCUGUCGUUGACGGCGCAGACGGAAGUGGACAACAGAAGAAGCAGAGCAUGAAGCAGCAACAGCAGCAAGAGCAGCAGAAGCAGCAACAGGCAGGGUGCUGUGAUGGCGACGAGUGCUGCGUUGCUCCAGGAUCGCGCCGUGCUGACGACGACGACGACGAUGGGGAGGGCAUAAUGGCGUGUGCAGACGCAUGCCAAGCCGCCUGCUGUGGUGACGGUGGUGAUCAAGAUGGCGACGAGGAUGGGAUGUUGCCGGCGCCCCGCAUCGUCCCCGUUCCCCGCACGGCGGUGCCCGUCUAUCGCGCGCUCGUCUCCGCACAUCCGCACGCCGUCAGCGUUGCCAAUCUCCUAAACGCGUUUGAAGAAGGACUCACGGAGGACCAUGAUGCAAGCAAGCGUGGUGGCAGCGCGAAGGAUGAUGAUAACGAUGAUGAUGAAGACGAUGAUGAUGAGAUGAUGGUUGGUGGUGUUGUUGUUCCCGGAUUCCUGCGCAUUUUGAUGGACGCCAUGGUGGCCGAAAUUGAGGAUGACGAGGGCGAUGAGGACGAUGAGGACGAUGAGGACGAGCAGUAGUUCAGUUGCUGACACGUGAGAGUGCGCGUGGCAGUGCGUGUGAAUGUGUGUGUGCAUGUGUGAUUGAUCGAUUGCCGCUUCGGCUGUGUGAGUAUGCGCGUGUGCACAUGUGGGUGUCGCAGUGGUCCACAAUCACACGAGAGCCGGCUUUGGUUGCUCGAUGUUGCUGGCUUGUAUUGGAGGGUUGGCGUGUAACAAUAGAUUGAAUACAAGAAAUGGCAU
Molecule: messenger RNA, 3006 nt
Organism: Salpingoeca rosetta
Lineage: Eukaryota; Choanoflagellata; Craspedida; Salpingoecidae
Exons: 6
Coding region: 46-2784 (912 amino acids)
Cellular component (GO): nucleolus
Molecular function (GO): histone H3K36 demethylase activity; histone H3K4 demethylase activity
Source: RefSeq, a predicted model, not a curated record